Molecule: messenger RNA, 3805 nt
Organism: Gallus gallus (chicken)
Lineage: Eukaryota; Metazoa; Chordata; Aves; Galliformes; Phasianidae
Gene: ENO4
Product: enolase family member 4
Exons: 13
Coding region: 16-1677 (553 amino acids)
Biological process (GO): glycolytic process
Cellular component (GO): phosphopyruvate hydratase complex
Molecular function (GO): magnesium ion binding; phosphopyruvate hydratase activity
Source: RefSeq, a predicted model, not a curated record
AGCAGCGGCCCCGCGAUGGAGGCUGAUACCGACGUGCGGCUGCGGCGGGAGGCGGCGGAGUAUUACCGAGCCCACCGAGUGCCGCAGCGAAUGGAGGAAGCGCUCAACGCCCUCUUCCCGCUGCGCCCCGCAGACCUCUACGGGGAAUUGGCUAACUACUUCUCUAAAUUUUCAAGAGCUCCAGUCGUAUGCAAACUGGCUGGGAGAAAAGUUCUUGAUGGAGUUGGUCAACCAACAUUAGAAGUGGAAAUAUACUGUACAGUGAAAAACUAUGAGAAGAGGAUUUGUUCUGCUAUAAUUUCGUCUCAUUAUCAAAUACCUGAGAAUGCUUUCUCUGAAGCAACCGAAGCUGAUGAGAGAGAAAGAAAUGACUCUGUUACCACUGCUGUGGAAUGGGUGAAUGAAUCACUAAGCGCAAUGUUAAGAGACUUGAAGCCUACUGACCAGUGUGAAAUUGAUAAGAUGCUUGGUGAAUACUUUUCAAAAAAGGUAGAAGAAAAAAAAGAAGUUGAAAAGGAGGAGGAAGAAGAAGACACUCUUUCCAUAACUUCUUGUAUUCCAUCAGCAGUGGCACAAUCUGGGCAAAAAAAGGAAGCAAAACCAGGGAAGAAGUCAAGUACAGAGAUAACAAUCCCACCUGCAGAACCCAGUGAAUCAGUGCUCUGUGGCAGCUUAGCCAUUGGGGGAACAUCACUCGCUAUAGCUAAGGCUGGUGCCUCUAUUAAUCACGUCCCAUUGUACUUACACAUUGCACUGCUGAAACGUAGCCAGGAUUCACCUAAAGAAAUGACUCUGCCACUUCCAAUGGUUACUCUGUUGAGCUAUGAAAAAUUGUCACCUGCAAAACUAAAAUUAAUGAAAGAAGUUAUGCUCAUACCACCAGUUCAGUUAUCGCUCAAACAGGGCAUAGAAAGAGCUCUGGACAUUCAAAAAGAAAUGAUGAGACUGCUGGAGCCUGCAGGGAAAGCGCAACUCAGUCCUCAACUAGCAGACAGUAAGAAAGGCAGAGCACAUAAUAAAGAGAAGAAAGCUUCGCCACCAGCCUUAAAUGGAGUAUCACACUUAGGCUGCCUAAUAACGGGAUGUGAUAAUCUAGAGCAACCUCUCCUCCUAAUACAAACAGCUUGCAACAAUAUAGGUCUGGAGCUAGGAACAGAUAUGUAUUUAGCCAUUAAUUGUGCUGCUCAUGAAUUAAUGGACUACGUUAAAGGAAAAUAUGAAAUACUUACUGGAACAUUCAGAAGUCCUGAUGAAAUGGUCGACAUGUACGUGGAACUGGUUAAUAAAUUUCCUUCUAUCAUUGCCUUAGUAGAUCCCUUAAGGAAAGAGGACAGACAGCAAUGGAAUAACAUGUGUUGUGCUCUUGGUUCCAAAUGUUACCUGAUUGCUGAAGAUGCUGCCACAAAUUCUUCCAAACUUAAAACAGACCACAACAUAAACAUACCAAUGUGCAGUGGUGUUGUGCUAAAAUAUGUUAAUCAAACCAAGGUGUCAGACCUCAUAGAACUGACUGGACUUCUAGAUGGUCAAAGACGUAUUACCAUAUUAGGAAGUCCAGAUGGAGAAUCUUCUGAUGAUAGCCUUGUGGAUCUGCUUGCAAUGAAUACGGGAACAAAGAUUGGAGGGAGAAUGAUUGAAACCGCACCGCAGGAGGGAAGCGAAAUCAAAAGACUAUAAAUAAGUGCUGACAAAAAAAAACCUAGGAUAGCACUUGCCACAAUGUAUAUUGUUGUCCUAAUGGAUUAUCUGUUUACUGAAUGUUAAAAUAGACCCCUUCUUGAGGAGAAGCCUACAUUAAGCUUUUUUCCAGAAUUAAUUGGUAGGAGUCUUGAAGCCCACAGUGCAAAAGGAACAAAACAAAAACCAUGCAUAUAACACUCGCAAAAGCUGCCAAAAUGGAAUUUUAGGCCAAAUACCCCACACUUCCCUUAAGCCCCUAAAUAUAUAUUGCUAGCAAAACUUCAUUUCACCAUCCUUCUGUGUGUUAUAUGCACAGCAAAAUGUGUUUGGAUAGUUACAAUUGCAUGGGUAAGUACUAAAUAAAACCCAAGAAAAAUCCAAGUUGGGGAUGCACAUUCAGCCUUAGCCGCUUGUAUGCAUCUGCCUGCAUUUCGUGAUCUACCUCUGCUUUUUACACCAUUUUAUACAGUUAAAUACUUAACUGCUCAUUAGAACCACUUCUCACUUGCUCAGGUAUCAAUCAAGACAGGAUAAAGGCAUACAGUCUUGGGGGGUGGGAGGGCAGAGACUAGGGGAGGCAGAAAGGAAGGAAAGAGUUUGCACAAAUUUAUUAUGGCUAAGUGAAGGAAAAUGAAAGAGAACUAAGUCAUCUGAUCUCAUUUCUAUUGUUGUCAUUGUUUUCUUUAUGUUCUAUACAUGGAAUAGCAAUGCUUGACAAGCGAGAAAAGGUAUUUUUAAAGAAAUUACUGAAAAUAUUUCAAGUUUGGGACAUCUUUCACUUGCUCACAUAUAGUCAUAAAAAAAAACCAACAAACGUAUACAGAUUUGUUUUGAUGAGUUCCACAGAGUGUGUUUUCAAAACCAAGUCAUAAUAAUCAUGAAGAACGAUGACCUUUCACUGCCUUAGCAAUAUUAAUAUAUUCCCUAUUCAAAUGGAUAUAGUCUAAACAAAAGAGCUUGAGUUUGACAUGUUUAAAACUGUAUCUCAUAAAAUGAAAUAGCAACAAUUCCUGAAGCCAUUAAUCAUUUGGCAGAAAUGAAAUCCAGUAAUUAAAUCAACAGCAGGGAAAUACUGAGAUAGCAUGUCUGAGCUGCAUACCAAACUCUUCAUUUGGCUAGGCUGCAAGCUACAAAAUACACCGGAGGGCUGAGCAUGGAGGUCUCUGUAAAUGGUUCGUGGAUGGAAGGUGACAUUGACCCAUCAGGAGUCCCCCCCAGGACUGAAUGAACCGGGCUCACAGCUGGCCCAGGAGCACUGCAGCUACAGGGAGCCAGGCUCUGCCUGCUGCCUUCCCCUCUCACUGUCAGGCUCUGGGAUUGCACUGAACUCUCCAUCUAUUGCAGCCCCAAUGCUGAUGCUGCAUUUCAGCCCCCAGGUACACCUGAAAGGCAGAUGACAACUGCUCAUAAGAUGAAAUCACAGAUUGGUCAACCCUUUGCUAGGAACUCACAAAGAGACGUGACCUAUUCAGUGAAUGGGCCGGCUUUGUAUGCACGGCAAAAAAAGAAAAAAGAAAAAAAUCAGCAGUGAGUGUGAUGUGAUUGAGGAAAAAUAGCAGUAAGGAGAGAGGUUAAGUGUCAGAAACAACAUCUGAACCUGGGCUUAUAUAAAGUUGUUAGAGACUGGGACUGAGGAGGAAGGAGGCACAGGCAGCUAGUGGGAACUUCUGCAAGAACACCGGUGCAGAGGAAGAUGGAUGUUCAAAGAAAGGGCAGCAAGUAGAAAGCAACAGGUGAGGUGGUAUGUGAAGAAGGAAAUGCAAUAAAUAUCCCAGCCCAGGCUGCUGUCAAUCAUAGAAGGGUUUGAGGUGAAAGGGACCUGACAGCUCAUCCAGUUCUGGCCCUGCUGUGGGCAGGGACACCUCCACCUUCCUGUACUGUGUCCCAACCCUGUAACCAAAGUGCAGUAGCGCCGCUCCUUUGGUUCUUAAGACCAAACCCUUAACAAUAUUUAAAGACAGAUGUAAGCAUUAUCUGGAAGUUUGAAAAGAAAAUCUGAGCACAUCAGAGAACACUUCAAGAAAGCAGAUUUCAGCAAAGAUAAGAACAGGUUUCUUUAUUCUCUUCAACUGCAGGGUAUGAUGCAGAUUUUGAAUUUACUGAUUUUGCUGAAGAAUCACAGCCA